Malassezia restricta is the source of this 1701-nucleotide messenger RNA. RefSeq names its product establishment of cell polarity. The coding region runs from base 1 to 1701 and encodes 566 amino acids. The record is from RefSeq and is a predicted model, not a curated record. Gene Ontology annotation, biological process: actin cortical patch localization. Gene Ontology annotation, cellular component: plasma membrane. The transcript has a single exon. Lineage: Eukaryota; Fungi; Basidiomycota; Malasseziomycetes; Malasseziales; Malasseziaceae.
AUGAAGAGGCCCUCGGCGCACGACGAGUGCCAGUUUUGUGUGCUGGCCACGUUUCACUCUGACAAUGGCGCCGUGCUCGAGCGCAGUGUGCCGACGCAUACAGGCCUCGCCGAGCAGGCACUCGCCGAGCAGAUGAUCCCAGACGGCCUGCACGAUCAGGACGAAGACUGGACCGUGCUCAUUCGGCCCGUCGCGCACUUGGCGCUGCCACACAUCCCACGUCGCCCGGCUCACGUCCAGUCCAAACUACCUUACGCCCACGGCCACGAGGCAGGCGACUGCAUCUACAUCCUCAGCUUGGCCCGCACCAUGAGGCGCGAAGAGGAGCCACGCGGCGCUUGCCUCGUGGCCAUCGCCCUCGCUACCAUGCACCCGCACCUCUCGAUCUUCCAGCCCGUGCUCGUGCUCGCAAUGGACGCCUACAUGGCGACGCGUGAUGCGUCGGUCGUCGAGCAGCUGUACGAUGCCGUCAACACGCUGCACUGGCAGUCGCUUCCGUGCCUGAGCUACUCGGAAAAGAUGCGCAUGCGCGGCGACUCGGCCCUGCACGCCCUGUAUCACCCGCCCCCCGCGCUCAUGGACGCGCACACGUCGCUGUCAGCGGACCACGCCGCUUCCGCCCCGCGGCAGACACGGCGCCACUCGUCAUUGGGACUCACGCGCCGCUCCCGCGCGCGCUACACCAUAUCUCCGCCUCAGCACGCGCGUCCACAGUUUCUCGGGUAUGCUACCUGCUUGCAGUUCGGCUCGACUUGCUUGCCCAUUCACAUCCCACUGCACGUGUUCCCCGAAGAGAUCGGCGAGUACUCGCUGUCGAACCUGUUCGCCACCUUUGGCCACGCCAAACUGCUGUCGCGCACGCAGCAUCCUCACCUGCACUCCAAUGGCAUACACACGCACCCCAUGACACUGCUCUUCAACGCCCUCGUCACACACAAGCGCGUCCUGUUCGUGGCAUACCAUGCGCCAGCCAAGGUCGUGGUCGAUCAUGUGCUCGCCGCCUGUGCGUUCGUCAGUGGAUGCGGCGCCGUUCUGCGCGGCUUCGUGGCCUCAGCCAUGCCCUAUGCCACGCUCGUCAACAUCGAUGCCCUCUCCCAUCAGCGCGGCUUUAUCGUCGGUACAAAGCACCCCCGACUCGCGGAGCUGGGCCUCUGGGACGUCUUGUGCCACUGUGAAGCACAAAGUAUCACCGUGUCGCCCCACCUAUCGCCUCCGCGGCCCCUGCCUCCUUUCCUCGAUACGCGCCAUCCAGCACGACCCUCGCUGCGACACACUCUUCGGUCCAUGCCCGAAUGCAUGCUCGGCGACGAACGCCCUCAUGCACCGGACGUCCUGUUCAUGCAGCGCCUGACGAGGGCCCUCCAGCAGCAUGCGAGCGAGCCCUUCUUGCGCUACUGGUGCCAAAGGUACGUGCGCGACUUUGUCGCUCUGGCCACGCGGCACGAGCAGACCUUCUAUGGCUCGUCGCUGUUCCAGCCCACAAUCCACCUAUCGCAUGAUGCACGCGAUACCUACAUGCUCCGAUGCCACGCCCUGCGGAUCGAAGGCUGGCGCGGCACACCCAGUUACCGCUCCUUUCUAUGGGAUAUGUCGCACUUGUACGGCCAAGCAUCCCGCACAGCUGCCUCAUUCUGCCUGGCUCAUAGCAGCAGUGGCACGGCUCUCCGUGUUGAUAGCUCGGCGCCCUCGACGCCCCGAUGA